Molecule: messenger RNA, 921 nt
Organism: Kluyveromyces marxianus DMKU3-1042
Lineage: Eukaryota; Fungi; Ascomycota; Saccharomycetes; Saccharomycetales; Saccharomycetaceae
Gene: YPQ1
Product: cationic amino acid transporter
Exons: 1
Coding region: 1-921 (306 amino acids)
Biological process (GO): basic amino acid transmembrane export from vacuole
Cellular component (GO): fungal-type vacuole membrane
Source: RefSeq, a predicted model, not a curated record
AUGCAACCAGUACCAAUUGUUUUGAACUCCCAGACAGUGUCUGGAAUAGCCGGUUCAGUUUCUAUCGCAUGUUGGAUUAUAGUCUUUGUCCCUCAGAUAUACGAGAACUUUUACAGAAAGUCCGCAGAAGGACUAUCGUUGAUGUUUGUUGUUCUAUGGUUGGCUGGGGAUAUAUUCAAUUUAUUAGGAGCCAUGCUUCAGCAUUUGCUACCUACUAUGAUUAUACUAGCUGCUUAUUAUACGAUAGCUGAUAUUAUUCUAUUAGUACAAUGUUUGUUCUACGGUCAAGAUGGCCCAGUAGAUCCAGUCCAUUUAUCACCAGCAAACCCUAUCAACGAAAAUGUUCUACAGGAUGUUUUCCAUGAGCACGACCCUUUACUAGGAGAUGAAAGACAUCGUGAACGCCAUGACUAUGUCGACACAUCAUCUAGUGUUUCUGUCAUUACUUCAACUGCCGGUAACAAAAACUCAGAUAGUACCUUCAAGCGCUAUUUGUUGAAAAUUAUGAUAGUAUCAUCAGUUAUUUUGGCUGGUUUCCUUUCAUGGUAUAUUUCAUAUAUCAGAAAUCCUCCAAAGCAACAUGAACCCGAAUUGGACCUUCAAAUGAACUGGCUUGCUCAAUCAUUUGGCUACCUGUCAGCUGUGCUAUACUUAGGAUCCAGAGUUCCACAAAUUCUGUUGAAUUUUAAAAGAAAGUCUUGCGAGGGUAUAUCUUUCUUGUUUUUCCUAUUUGCAUGCUUGGGUAACACAACUUUUAUCAUUUCUGUUUUGAGUAUUUCAUUUUCUCCACGUUAUCUAUUGGUUAACUCUUCUUGGUUGAUUGGAAGCUCGGGUACAUUGAUAAUGGACUUUAUUAUCUUUAUCCAGUUCUUUGUUUACAACGGGAAUAGCAAAAACUCUCAAGAGUUCAUCACUGUAUAG